UAAAAGUGAAUUUGAUUUCAACUCCUUGAUGUUUGAAAUUCUUUGAAAAUUCUUCCGAUGCAGGUGGCGCUUUAAUAUUUAAAAAGAGAAAGAGAGAGAAAGAGACCGACAGCACAAGUAGCAAUAUGAACUUUCGCGCGGCCAAAUGCGUGUUUCCAAUGAGCCUUGGCACAUUGCACGUAGCAAGUUACUGCUGCCGGCCGACUGCAUCUCACUUAUGCGCUCGCAGUAGUAAGUAGUAUAGCUUCGGGAAACGAUAUUUUAUAUAUGCAGUGUAUCAGUGUACCAGUUAAAAAACGCGACUUUGUUCAGCAUGGCAAGGGAGCGGGAGCGAGUAUAGCGUCAGCUGUUUAAUGUUUUGAAAUAUAAUGUGCGACCAGUCGAGAAGAAAAAAAGCAACCAAACUUGCAUAGAAUGAUUGCAGUUAUUAUCGUACGGCAUUAUCGAGUUUUUUUGCGCGUACACCACCGCCUCUCAUUGAAUGCACUUACCGAAUAACAUCUGCAGCAUAUAUGUGUAUAUUGCGAGUUGCUCCGACGGAUGUUUCACUGUGUUUUCUUGAUUUUACGCACUUUCAAAAUGAGCAUACUCAAACGUCGCAUAAAGGAAUUCGAGGAUGCCCUCGGCGCCAAGGAAAUAGAUCCCGUUCUCGUGCGAAAAUUGUGUUUCAAUGGUAUUCCUGACGUCGGUAGUCUUCGGCCCCUGUGCUGGAAAUUACUGCUGAAUUACAUACCCUAUUCCAGAGACAGGUGGCAAGAAACACUGGCGCGAAAGCGAGAGCUUUACAAAAAUUUUAUUGACGACCUCAUCGUCAUCCCCGGUGAAUCAAAUAUCGAGAAGGCCGGUCUAGUUGUUGAUGUGAAGAUCGAUGAUCAUCCUCUGAAUCUCGAUCCUGACAGUAAGUGGCAGACGUUUUUCAAGGACAAUGAGGUGCUUUUGCAGAUUGACAAAGAUGUCAGACGACUCUGCCCUGACAUAUCCUUUUUCCAGCAAGCAACUGAUUAUCCUUGUGAAGCCAUUGUUCACAGUAAUGGACAAAAACGACUCCACCAAAGGGUACACCAUACUGUGCUCAAGAGUGCCAGUGUCGAGCGAAGAGGCUUGGGUCCCACAACGAUAUGUGUCCCAGCAAAAAAAGCAGCUGAAGAUUAUGCUCCGAUCGAAGGUGGAGAAGCCCACUGGGAAGUACUUGAAAGAAUAUUAUUUUUAUAUGCUAAACUCAAUUCUGGUCAGGGGUACGUUCAAGGAAUGAAUGAGAUUAUUGGCCCUAUAUACUAUGCCUUUGCCUGUGAUCCAGAUCAAAAGUGGAGAGAGCAUGCAGAGGCUGAUACUUUCUUCUGCUUUACUAAUCUCAUGGCUGAAAUCAGGGACUUCUUUAUCAAGACUUUGGACGAAGCUGAAUGUGGCAUCAACACUAUGAUGAACAGACUGAUGCAAGAAGUUAAAACUAACUCCUAUGAUAUCUGGUUAAGAUUGUUUCAACAAGAGCUCUGUCCACAAUAUUACAGUUUUAGAUGGCUCACGCUAAUGUUAUCACAAGAAUUUCCACUGCCUGAUGUUAUGAGGAUAUGGGAUUCAUUAUUCUCAGAUAAUAAUAGAUUUGACUUUUUGAUACAUGUUUGUUCUGCUAUGAUACUACUGUGCCGAGACCAGAUACUCAGUGGUGAUUUUGCUGCUAAUGUUAAAUUAUUGCAAAAUUUCCCCUCAACAGAUGUUCAAAUUGUUCUGUCUAAAGCUGCUGAAUUAUCUGAAAGAUCUUCGUUGAAAGACAGUUUUUUAAAAUAAAUUUCAUAUUUUGAUAUGAAAGCAUUUUUGUACAUUGUGAUGAAAUUGGGUAACACACGAGAUCUUUAUGUGGUACUAUUGAAGUAUCUGCCCGAAUGAUCAAAAGAGUCUUACUACUAUGCAAAUAGAUUUUAAUAAACAAUUAUUACUAUGUAAAUUUAAAAUGAAUAAUAAAACAUUUAAAAUGCUGAGCAAUAAUUUUAAUAUCAAAUAUUUAUUAUUUCAUUUGAAAUUUAGUUGCAUUUUAAAUAUCAACAAUCUUAGUACAUAGGUAUUCACAAAACUUAAACAUUUAUAUU
Trichogramma pretiosum is the source of this 2084-nucleotide messenger RNA. Its product is annotated as TBC1 domain family member 13. The transcript has a single exon. The coding region runs from base 541 to 1785 and encodes 414 amino acids. Gene Ontology annotation, molecular function: GTPase activator activity. Gene Ontology annotation, biological process: activation of GTPase activity; intracellular protein transport. The record is from RefSeq and is a predicted model, not a curated record. NCBI's taxonomy places the organism in Eukaryota, Metazoa, Arthropoda, Insecta, Hymenoptera, Trichogrammatidae.